This is a messenger RNA of Alnus glutinosa, 2660 nucleotides long. Its product is annotated as probable ubiquitin-conjugating enzyme E2 25. Gene Ontology annotation, molecular function: ubiquitin conjugating enzyme activity. The coding region runs from base 182 to 2356 and encodes 724 amino acids. The record is from RefSeq and is a predicted model, not a curated record. The transcript is spliced from 7 exons. NCBI's taxonomy places the organism in Eukaryota, Viridiplantae, Streptophyta, Magnoliopsida, Fagales, Betulaceae.
ACCCAAGAUUUCCAAGUCUGUGUUUCAGUGUCUCUCUUGCUUUUCACUUUCUUUUUAAAACUCUCCGUCUCCAUCUUUCUCUCUCUCUCUCUCAAUAUUUUAGCCAACUUUCUCUAAGUUUCCCUCAAUUUCUCGCUGUCCAAACAGGAAACAAGCGUUAUCCGAGAACAGCUCCGCGUUGAUGGACCCCGACGUCGUCGAAAUUCCGCCCCCGAUUUUCCGUUCCUCGAAAUUGCGCAGAAAGAAAGAGGUCAUUCUGCAUGAUGUGAUUGAUAUAGAUAAAGAUGGAGAUUCUGCUGAUGUCAUAUUGAUUGAUGAAAAAGUUGACACAAGUAACAAAGGGAAGGCAGUAGGAGAUGUUUUUGAUGAUUAUGAUGAUCUUCAACCUCAGGAAGCUUUGGCCAAUUAUUUUUUUCCUCCUGGUGUGGAAACCCUUGGAUCAGUGAAUGGGGUUGAAUCCUCUGGGAGUUUUUCCCCAGUCUCACAUAAUUUAGUCAACCUCGAUGGUCAUAUAUCUGAUCUCUCUUAUGAUGAUAAUAAUGAGUAUUUUGAUAGUUAUCCUGAUGAUUUCAUGGAUGCUGAUGAUUAUGCCAUUGUGCAAGACCAUCUUGAUAAGAUGGACAUUCCUCCUGGAAUAGAGGCAGCGAUUCCUUGGUUGCCAGAUUUCACUCAAUGUAAGAAAAAUCCAAUUACUGGAAGUAGUUCACAAUAUGCGGGGACUGAAAUGCACUUGGAUGUUGUUGGUCUCCAUGGCUUAGACUCAUCACUGCCUUCAUGGUCAUCAAAGCCUGCUCACGUCAGCAUGAAGCCAACUUCAGUGGGUAAUUCAAGUAUGCAAACCCAAAUGGAUACUGUGAUUCACCCUCCUGAAAUGGAUCUGUCUUCAUCUUGUUAUCAUUCACAAGUUGCCCAAAAUAAAAAGAAAUCAUCUGCUUCAAAGCAUAGAGGGAGUGCUCUGAAUCUCCCUGUUGGGAAAGAAUCAUCUAAAUCACGAUGGUUUUUGGAGCCUUUUAAAAGUAAGAAGAAGCCAGUUGCUUCAAGUGGUUCAACUAAUCAUAGUUAUGUAAAUCAAUUGGAGCCAGUGCCACCCUCUCAUGGAGUUGAUUCAUCUAUUUGGGGACAUUCUAUUUCCAAGAAUGCAAAGAAGCAAGUUGGUGUAAGCAGUACAUAUUAUCCAAAUUAUACAGAUGCAUUACAUUAUCCUCAUGGAUCAGAUCCAUCCACGCCCUUGUGGCAGGAGUCUUUUAAAGAUAAAAUGAAGGCAUCUCUCACUAACCAUACAAUACAAGGUUUUUAUGUUCCAUUUCAUGGUUUACCUGCUGCUGCUGAAGAAGUGGCUGAUGUCCCCUGGGCUCAGGAUUCUGCCCAAAAUGAAAAUAAUGCAGCUGCUGAUGGUAGUUCAACAUUCCAUGUUGAGGCUUUUGCUGGAGGGGUCAAAGAAGAAAUUUUGAGGAAGUUCUGCCUUUUUAAACAGUUUGAUACUGUCGAAGAUCAUUCGGACCAUCACUAUUCUGGCCAUGGUUCCUCUAUGAAGCAGCCAUCAAAGAAUUGGGCAAAGAAAAUUCAGGAGGAGUGGAAGAUCCUGGAGAAGGAUUUACCAGAGACAAUAUUUGUUAGGGUUUAUGAAACGAGGAUGGAUAUUCUGCGGGCUGUCAUCAUUGGAGCAGAGGGCACUCCCUACCAUGAUGGUCUCUUCUUCUUUGAUAUUUCCUUCCCCAGUGGCUACCCUAAUGUACCACCGCAUGUUUACUACCACUCUGGUGGUCUUCGACUGAAUCCUAAUUUGUACAAUUGUGGGAAAGUAUGCCUCAGUCUACUAAACACCUGGUCUGGCAAAAAGAAUGAGAAGUGGAUCCCAGGUGUAUCAACCAUUCUACAAGUUCUUGUAUCCAUCCAAGGGUUGAUCUUGAAUACAAAGCCCUAUUUUAAUGAGCCUGGAUAUGCAUCUAUGAGUGGCUCAGCCUCUGGUGAAAUGAGGUCCCAGCAGUACAACGAAGAUACAUUUAUCCUAUCAUUGAGGACAAUGAUCUACACAAUGAGGAGGCCACCAAAGCAUUUUGAGGACUUUGUACUGGGGCAUUUCAGCAAUCGUGCGCAUGAUAUUCUGGUGGCAUGUAAAGCAUAUAUGGAUGGUGCUCAAGUAGGAUCUCUGGUGAAAGGUGGGGUGCAGGAUGUCGAUGUGGGUGACAAGAGCUGCUCAAAACGGUUUAAGGAUUCUUUGGCUGGGUAUGUAGAUAUGCUUGUGAAAGAUUUUACCAAAAUUGGAGCUGAGAACUGUGAGAAAUUCCUAUCACCUCCAAUGAAUGGGAACAAGCGGUUGUCUGAUUUGCCUACGGCUGCAACACUCUCUUGCUGAAAGGCUGAUUUAGACUUGAAACAAAUUGUCUUACAUCCAUGACAUGCAACUUAGGUUUCUGAUUUGAUUUUGAAUAGUACAGAGUUAAAUUAUAGAGUAUCUUAUUGGCAGUGGGGACGUAUAAUUUUGGAUGCUGUAUAUAGCGGUAGAUAUGGAUGGGAUUACAAAGUCUACUGAUUGUUUAAGGAUGGAGACGAACCCGUCUCUGUAAGUUACUUAUUGAUCUCAGUUUCCAUCUUGAAUAGACUUCAGUUCUCAAGUUCUGACACUCGAUACUCUGAGGAAACUCAUAAUUUUAUUUUUA